UCUAUGGAAAGAAAAUGGCGCCACGGUUGAUUUGUUAUUGUUAUUGUAAACUGUAGUUUUGUAACAGAUUUGUUUGUUGUUGUUCUUCUAAUUCUCUGUAAGGCGAUGGACAAGCGCACUACAUCGUACAACAGAGUGAUGCCUCGCGUAUACAACAGAUCUCACCCAAGUUUUAUGGCGAAUUCUAAAGUUACGCGCCACGAAAGUUCAACGCGAGUUGGCGCGAAAGCGAGUUGUUCAAACUUAGGUUCUAGUGUUUUUAGGGAAUUGCCUUUAGUUUUGAGUGGUUACGAGCCUGAGCAGCCUGUUGAUAAAUCUAAAGUGCCGAAAUAUGGUGCCAAGCCAAAGAGGACAAUAAAAUCGCAAGAUCCGUGUAAAUCACCUCUUGCGUCUGUGAGGAAAGUUCAUGCUGGUGAAAUUAAUCGUCCUAUACGUGCUCACGGUUCUGCUCCUUGCGUGACUGACUCUGGAAGUGUGGGGUGGUCGGAGCAUCAUCUCAAACAGUGUUAUUCGAGUAGGUCUCAUACAAGAAUCAAGGAGUUAAAGGAUGAGAUAAAAGCAUUCCAAAAGACACAGAAGUUGAUGCAGCUCCGCAGUCACCUGUACAAGAAGUGUGGUGUAGUGUUGGAUGAUGUGGGGCAAGUUGCUGAGGACAAGGCAGUGCAGGCGCAGGCACCAGAUAUCGCACCAGGAGAUAACGAAAGAAAGGAGCGGAGAGAGGAUGCCGGAGCCGUUGUGUCUGACGAACAGAUGAGACGCGCCGUCACCACACCCACACCCUACCCAGUCGAUCGAUAUUUGGUUGAAAGCAGAAAAGAAAUUGAUAUGGUUAACAUUAUAGAUGACGACAUUUGGAACCCCAAGCCAACGUUGCGACCCGAAGAUGAGAUUCUCUUGGGAAAACUUCACGAUAUGCUGCAAACCACAGCGGAUGAUUUGAAGCUACUCUCCGGGGAACUGUCCAAGUAUCGCGAGCCAGGAAUACAAGUGAGAACAUUACCAACGCCUUUAGACGAAGAAUUUAAUAAAAAAAUUCAUAUAGAAGAAGUUGUAAAUGCAAAAUUCUAUGGAAACCAAAUAGUUGACAGAACUCAACCUAUUCCAAUAAAGAAUAAUGUACUACGUAGAGAAAACGUUGAUCGCACUGUACAAAUGAAAAACGUUAUUAAUAACAGAAAUAAUGCAGUAAAUAAAAAUGUCCAAGCCGAUAAACCGUCGAUGCUCAAAAGACAGCAAACAAAUAAAAAAUUACAAUUAUCACGCACAAAUAUAAUAGAAAUCAAGGAGCAACCUGGCGAUGAACAACAACUAGAAAUGAACAAUAAACAAAAUAAUAUCCAGGAAAAAAGGAAUGUAACGAGUCCAGCUGUAGCUUAUAAAGAGGUAUCUCAUGAGUAUAAUAUUAAACCAACCGUAAACAUUUUAUCACAUAAAUCAUUGCAAGUUCAAAGUAUGCCUAGUAUUAAUAUUAGAAGUGAAUUAAGAUUACAAAACGUUUUACAGCUAGAUAUUUUACCAGUAAAUAUGGAAAUAGCCACACAAGAGCCAUUGCAACAAAACGCGUUAGUGAUUGAAAUGAAGUACGAACCACCAUUAAAACAAAAAGACCUAAUAAAAUUUGAUAACAGUCAAUACAUAUCCAUAAAUACGAAGAACAGAUCGACUAUGCGAAAAGUUUCCACAAUGACAGCAUAUGAGAGUAGCGAAUCAAAUAAUAUCAGUUCGGAUUCUCAUCAAAUAUUAGAAAAAGAGGUCCAUAAUAUACCUCCUAGCCGUAGAUCUUUCACAAUAAAUCAGAAAGUGAUGCAAAAUCAAAACAAAAGUAGAACUAAUAGAAAAAGUACUUGUCGUCCACAAGCUCAUAUAGAGGAAUGGAAAAGAAAGUUGAAUACCGUAUAUGGCAGACCUGCUAAGAUAAAAACUACUGAAGUUAAAAGAAAAGCAGAAUCUUUAAAAAAAAUUGGUAAGAACACUGAAAUGACAGUUAAAACGAAAGAAAAAAAUGUUCAACAACAAAUGAAAUCUGGCUUGAAUAGCACGGAGUACAUACCUUAUUCAAAAUUAACAGUAGGAGGGGUAAACGCAAGUGAUAUUGAAAGAGAAAUAUGUAAAAUUCCAAACAAAAAUAACAUUGCAUUAAGUCCCAUAUUGGAUAAAAUUUUAAGCAGUCGUGAGAACUCGUUUCAUAAUGAUAGCCCAAGGAAAGACUCCAAAAUAAAUAGCCCGAAAAUUCUUACUACAUCUGAUGAAAACUUACUACAAGAAGUUUUAGAUAUUGAAAAAAAGGUUAAAUAUACAUUAAAUAAUAAUAAUAAUAAUACAGCCAUGACCAGUGUACUAAACAACGUCACGAAAGAUGAUAGCUAUGCUGAUGAUUUCGAAGAUGAAAAAACAGAUGUCUCUAAUCAUACACAACUUAGUAAGUCCCAAACAUCUAAAUCAUCCCAAAACUUACCAUCAGAUUAUUCAGUUCUAGGUGAAAACGAUAAGCUUGAAGUUGCAACGGAAAAAAAGAUGAAAACUAAUGAACGCACAAGUGAUAGUAAUCUUACUUUCACUAAAGUACCAAAUUUAUCAUUAAAGAACAAAGUGGAUGUAUUUGAAUUCGUUCAUUCUUUAGACACGCACGAAACUGGUACUCAAAGCAAUACAACAAAUAAAAUAAUUCCCAAAGAAACUCAAACUUCUCCAAGAGAUGAUAAACCUACUGUACAACCGAUUCACAAUGAAUUAUGGCCAUCGAUUGAUCCCAGAGGGGAGGUAGAAAAAAUGCUUAAAUUAGAGAAAGAGUUCAUCAAGAAACUAAUUAUUGACGAAUAUGGUGAUUUGUUGGAGAAAAGUUUAAAUAAACCGUCUACAUCAGAAAAAACUCACAAUGAAAGUCGUGAAAGAAAUGUAGCUGCUUCGCAGAAAAUCACACAAACUUCUCCUGCUCACGUCAAAAGUGUCAUGACUUCGCCAACCAGAACAAAAACACGUACUACUUCACCCUUUGCCUUAUCUGUGACCGUUUAUCAACAAACUAGUCCUGCGUUUUACCCCGGUUCAAAUUCAGAAGAAUUAAAUAUUGACUUAGGAAAUGACGAUGACCUUGGUAUUUCUGCAAACUUAUCUUCACCUCGAUUUAGUUUGCGUCUUCCACAAACUUCUAGAGAAGUUCUCUCGAAAUUGGAGUUUAAACUACAAAAUAAUAAGAAAACUGCUAAAUAUGACAACUUACGAAAAAAUGUUUUCAGUAGUUCAAGUUCUGUUGAUGGCGAUUACUCAUCGACAGAUAUAAGUAGUUUAGGGGAAAUAAAUAAGAAAUUCAAAAGACUAAGAAAGAGUAGAAUUCAUUCUAUAUCGGAAAUAAGUUCUACAUCGUCCCAAUCUAAGUAUAAUUCAGAUGCACUAGCGCCUAUACUUCCAUUAAAGAGUGAGGGGGAAGCCAGCGCAGUACGAAUGCAUAGGAAAAAGACAAAUAAACAUAGUAAAAGUGAAGGAGAAGUAAGCUUAGGACAAUUGCAUUAAUUGUUUUCUCGUUGCUUACAGAAACAGAUUUCUAGCUGUGUGCCUUAUAGGGCUUAUUUGCAUGGUUUUUGUAACAAUAAAGAGGAGAUUCUAAAGAACUUUGUAAUAGCUUACAGCUACAAGACUAUUCUGAACGGAGUUUGUCCUUUUUAAUUGCAAAGACAGGACAGAGAUGCCACUAUUUUUGUAUCACAUCAGGUAUUUACGAUUUAGGUCGUUUAUAACUGAGUCCCAUAAAUUGUUUGAAUCAAACAGAACUUUAGUUUUGGUUAAUUUAAUUUAUGUAUUUUUAUGGCUCUUUAUUGUUACGAUGGCUUUAAUGUAAAUUAGUCGUUAAUAAUAUGCGUUUGAACUUAAAUAUUAUAAUAGUUUAUUUAUUUUAAGGAAAUUAGGUGUUGUUUAACUUACCUCAAGUACAAAUUGAUAAUCGCUAUUUUACUUGUGAUAUAUGUACAUAUUUUUAACUUAAUUUUAAGUAUAACACUUAACUAUUAUUGUAGUUAUUUUACAGUAGUGAUGUCGUUUAAAUAAUUUUGUUUGUUGUAUGUUUUUGUAUAUGACUGAGUAAAUACUAUUUUGAGAUUUAGUUGUUUUUUGUUUAAUUUUACGUUGGACAUAUUUAUACCAAAAUCUCUACUAUUUGAAGAUUAUUAGUCUUUAAUUUGAUGUCCCAUACUUUUUUUAGCCUUGCGUCGUGCUAUACAAAUCAGUCAAAGAAAUUAUAUUAUUAGAUAUUUAACUUCACUAGCGCGUCGAAACUGAGGCGGACAAAAGUGGCUAAUUGUCCCCAUUUCAUUUAGUCGUAUUGUAAACAACGACAGUUUUUAAUUAAAUAAUACCUAAAUAUUGUCUUAAAUGUCGGGCUGUGUUGAAGAUGUGUAAAAACUGUAUAUACAUAAGUGUAUUAUAAUGUAAGUAAACACAAAAUUGUGCAUAUUAUGUUCGCUCAGUGGACUAGUAAAUUGAUUUCACUUUUGUGGUGAUUUUGAUGGCACGUUAGUUACGUGACGUAACAUAAUAUCUAAUAGUAUAAAAUCUUUGAAAUCGUUCUUCGCCCGCACUACACGAGCACUCAAUUGCAGUUAUCAGGUAUAAUAUGUAUUAAUUUAGCAGGUAUAAUAUGUAUUAAUCCUGUACGCAUAGAUGAAUUCUAAAUUAAUUUAUUAAUUCUAUGCGUUGCGGAGCAUUUCAUUGUUGGUUGUUAUUUUCUUCUUCUGCUUAUUUAAACUUGCUUCUUCUCUGUCACCGGAAGGGAUUUGAAUGAAUUGAUCUUUUUAAUUACACAUGCCUUCUUGGCUUGUGAAAAUAUUACCUUGCCUUUUUGUAUAAGCAUUCGUAAAACCCUUGCUUGCUUGCUUAAGUUACCCUUGCUUGAUUGCUUAAGUUACCCUUGCUUGCUUGCUUAAGUUGCUUGUUGUGGUUGCUUUAAUUUUUACUUCCCACAAGCAACUUUUCUGCUCUUAGCUAUUUAUGGUCGUCGGACGUCGAACGACAUGGUCUCAGCUCAGCUCUGACGAAUGCCAGCAAUGACGAAUAUAUUUUAUCGACAAAUCGAUGGCGCAUAUACAUCCACCGUCUUGUCAUGUCUCAUGUCUGGCACGGAGCUCGACGGCGAUUCUGUACUCUGUAAAGUUGUAAAGACCGUACGACGGGCGCCUUAUAUUGAAAGUCGUUCCCGCCAACCCAUCGCUACCCCUCUCUAACUCCCUUUUGUUAAAACAAGUUGCGCCAUCUAGCGUCGGCACGAGCCAACACUAGAUCGAGCGACGUCAUAUCCGUCUCAGACUACUAUUUCCUACAUUAUAUAGAUACACUUGUACCGAUUCGUAAGUCUAUGCUAUAUACAGAAAAGAAAUAGACCUCAGAGCCGUAAACAAGUUGCACAUUAAUUAAAAAUUAUAAUAUAUGGACAAAAUCGUAGACAAAAUCAAAUACACAGAUGGAAAGCAUCUAUCGGAUUCGGAUCGAAAUCUCUCAAAAAAGAGGCCAACAAAAGCUACGUUCUGCUAAGUGAUCAGAACCUCCAAUUAAUUAAUCCUGCAGCUGUUCCACACGACCACGCUUGUUGUGGUCGGGCGAAAACGUCACUAAUCUUGCUCAACUAAGGAUUACUCUUCUAAAGAGAUGUAACGUCGUAGGCGUUUAUCAUAAAUAGGAAAUAUAUUACGAAUCUGUGGUUGUUGACUAUUUCAGGCGCAAUUUUUCAAACUCAGUAUUACAGAGUAAGCGACAAAAUAUAGCGACAAUAAAAAAUAUUUUGUUAUUUUAAUUUGUCAAUGAUGCGAUUGUUAUAAAUACUUUUUUAAUUAACUUUUAACUUUGUCAAAAUCAAUUUUGCUUGUAUGAGGAAAUGCGGCGGAUGCUGUUUAAUCGUUUAUUACCUUAUCUGUCUGUGUUAAUGCCAAAAAAGACAAUUUGUCAAUGUCACUACCUGUCAUUGUCAUUCACGCUCACGUCUACUCACGUCUGUGGUGUGUGCGUACUCAGCAGGCCGGGUCAACUCUCGAACAAAGUUUGGUUAUACCUACGGGGGCUAGACCUGUGGUGUCAUCAUCCAUACGGUUUUACCGUCUGGUAGUUGUAGCAAUAUUAUUAUCGUUAGUAGCUCACGCCUGACAUAAUAUUUUGAUAAAUCUAAUACAUUUUUAGAUUUAAAUAUGACUUUUAUAACUGAAUAAAUACUUUUCUUCUACAAAAAUAUAGAGAGACAAUCUCGUUGAAUAUUGUUUUAGUAACGCAUGGGUAAGAUUUUCUAAACGAAGUGUGGCAACCCCAAUUACUUAAUAAAAAAUAAAAAUGUUAUAAAAUGAAAAUGGCGUCAUUUCACCAAAUAUUUUAAAACACAAAUUCACGAAUAAUAAAAUAAAUGUUUGCCACGGCCUGUCAAUAUUUAUGAAGACCUCUUCAUGGAUUGGAUUUAAGCAACCUGCUGUGUAAUAUUCUCGCCAUUCUUGAUGUUGAGAAGAUCUAUAAGUCUUUUACGUUUCAUCUGAGUGUUGUGGUUUUUCAUUAUGUUAAAAAUAAGACUUUGUUAGUUCAAGUGUCUCUAUAACCAUGAAGAAGAACAAAAAAAAUGCUUUGAGUGUGGUUCUUCGCCUGCCAAUGAUCCAGAGAAGACCCUACAGAGAUUACCGAAACUUGAUUCUACAAAUUUAGUCUCCGGUAUGUACCUACUUUAAGUUUUAGCUAAUAAUAAAAUACUUUAAUAAUAGCUAUUGAUCAGAUAAUGAUUACAUUAGUUAGUUAAUUAGGUUUCUUAGUAGUCUUCUCAAGAUAUGGGAAUUAUUAAAAUCCUACUAAUUCUUAUGAAACUCGUGCUCAAUUAUACAAUUAUGCUGGGUUUACACAUUAUGGUUUGUAGAUGCAAUGCACCCCAAAUAACUGUCUGACCUGCAGCUGUCUGAAUGUUUACUUCUCUGGAUCUACUAAACAGAUUUUCAUUUGGUCAUCACAGGUAGCUUAAUCUGGAGCAACAUAAGGUUAAUUAUGAAAUGGUAAUGAAAAUAAACAUCUGAGAAAAGCAAAUUCCAUGAACUAAUUUGAAAGUAUCUGUUAACAGAAGUAAAUUUUUUACUAUACCACUGUUCAAUAUUAAACCACAGGUAUAUGUACUAAAGGCAGGUAGAGUAAAAUUUGAGUUUUAUUUUUGAAUCUAUAAUAAGUAGUUUAUAAUUAUGUAAUGAUGAACCAGAACAAUUUGUUAAUUUGAAACUACAAUUACAAGUUUUUAUAAUUAUGUUAGGCACUAGGCAGACUAAUGAAGAGUAUGUUACUUUACUUUGUACGAAAAUCUGUUCUUUGACAUGAUUAUAGAAUAAGAUGAUAAGUGAUGAUGCAAUCUAAGAUGGAAGUGAGAUAACUAGUUAGGCAAAGGAUGAAAAUCCACACACAUUUCUGUUUCUACAUAAUAUCUCACCGGAACACUAAAUCGCUUGCCAGUAGGGUAUUAACUAGCCAGCCAGACAUAGACCAGAAAGAAAACAUCAAUCGGCCCUGCCGGGGAUAGAACCCAGGACUUUUGCGUAAUUAAUCCACUGUGCUACGGAGGCCAUUUCGGCAAUAUUUUUCUUGCCUUGAUCUAUAAAUGCUUUUGCCAAUAAUAAGCUACAUUUUUCAUUGAAGGUUGUUUGAAAGAAAUAGCUUUUAGCUAUAAGACCUAAGCUUUGCACAUUUUACUUUUUUUUUUCUUUUUGACAAUGUAGCUUCUGUGAACAGUUGAGGAAUUCCCUCAUCUGUGUUUCUGUUCUAUCAUAAGAUUGCCUCCGGACAUUUUAGUUAUAUUUCUCACCUGGUUCUUGUCAAGGUUUUGUAAUAAAUAAUAAUAACAAAUGAACUAAGUAAAAAUGGCUAUGUGGUUAGUCUGUCUGCCGUAGAAGUAGGUGCAAGAGGAUUACCAACAAAAUCUUUCUAUAACUUGUUUAAAGACCUUGGCAUCUUUAGGACUGCAGCAACUUCUAUGUAGAAGAAAGAGAGAAAGAAGAAUAAGUAUCCAAAGCUGCUUUUAGUAGGAUCUUACCAAAUUUGGCUAAGCAGGGAGAACAACACAAGUAGGGGAGUUUAAUCAAUUGUCAAGGAAUUCCUUAACCCUACAUCCUGUAGUCACAACUCCAGGACUCUGCUCGGAGUAUUUCUCUCUACCAGGCGAUGGACCUGGCACCUGCACGAAAUGCUAAGAUAUUCAUCUGUCUCUUCAUGCGUAGUAUGUUUAUGUAUUUUUAAUUAAAUUUACUCACUCUCUUUAUUUCAGUAAUGUCCAGAUAAUCAAUGAUUAGACUAUUGGACUUUUAGAAUAAAUUUUACAUUGAACUAUGAAUGGUUUGUCAUCUACAUUUUUAAAAAAGACGAGAUGUUUUGCCUGUAAGAAGAAGAGAGAGAGAGAAUAAGAAGUUAAGUUAAACACCUACUGUAAAAUGCACACUGCUCCAAUGUGGGUUGAUAGUGGUAAUAAAGUUAAAUUAUAAAAGGAUCACUAUCAGGUGUUAAUGAUAAUGACUGGGAUAUAUAGCAUAUCAUACUCUCUGAGAUAUAGGGAUAUAACACCAGCAACAGCUCUCCAGUGAUGCAGUACAUAGCAUCAUUGCUCUUUACAUCUACACGCCAUAGCCAAUUGUGGCAAUCGAACUCAUCAUAUUAGUGUGAUGAUCAUGGAUGUAUUUCAGUGUCUAUGUGGUUGUGAGUGUAUGCCCAUGUUAAAUAACAAGUAAUGGCCCAAAUAAUAAGUAGCCUAUAUGUUGCUCAAUAAUCUUUUCUAUCUUCCAGUAAAAGUCCCAUUAAAAUGACCCUGCUGUUCCAGAGAUUAGCUCAAACAAACAGACAGAUGAACAUUUUAAAGAAGUAUGACUGUAUGUCAGUAUUGUAUAUAGGCACUUGAGAAAACACAGUUAUUUUGAAAUCACAGACAUACACUUAAAUUUUAUUUAUAUGUAUUGGGGCUGGUCAUAAAUAUAGCAUCAGCUGAAACAAACUAGGCAUAGUUAAGUUACAUUUUAUACAGGGUGCUCGGGACUAUUUCUCAUAAAUUCAAGGUGUUGACAAGUCCACUUAUAGGAGCUACCUUAGCUACUAGUUUAUAUUGAGGAGAACUUUCCACCUAGAUGGGUUGUGACUGUAUUAGGGGUCUGGUGAUGAAGACGAAGGACAGUUAAGAGAACUCCUCAAUGGUUCACAAUAGCUACCAUGUGUUGAUAAAUUUGUAUUGAUGAGAACUUUCCACCUAGAUGGGUUGUGACUGUAUUAGGGGUCUGGUAAUGAAAACAGUGAAGGGAACUCCUCGAUGGUUCACAGUAGUAAUUAGUUUGAUUCUAAGUCAGACGCAAUCAAAUACAAUGUUUUAUCACGACUCAUAGCAACAUACCUUUGGCGCUAGAUCAAUAUCUAGGAUGAUUUCACUAAAAAUGGAAAAAUAAAAAUUAUUAAUAAAAGAAAUUCAACCAACUUCAAAAACAUAAAACAUACUGGCUAAACUAAAAAGCGAAAAAUAAUAUUAUACUAAGUUCAUAUCAUAUUAUGUUCUAACUGAUGAUCAGUUUGAUGGCUGUGCUAAACCGAUGUUGUUUUAAUUUAAGCUGUUACUGAAAGAACUAUAUGAAAAAACACUGUCAGAAAAACCUAAAUAUUUAUGAUAUUCUUACAUGGUUUGAAUUAAUACAUCAUUGGGCUAGCACCACCUUCAAACUGAUCAUCAGUUAGAACAUAAUAUGAUAUAUAGAACUUAGUAUAAUGUUAUUUUUCGUUUUUUAGUUUAGUAAGUAUGUUUUUGAAGUCGGUUGACUUGUUUUUAUUAAAGUUUUUUAAUACACAUGUUCCUUAGACAUUUUAAAUUAAUUUUCCAUAUAGAACUUGGGGCUACCCUAGAGUUAUGGGAAAUACUCCCGAGCACCCUAUAGAUGCUACUUAAUCCUACUAAUCCUUCAUUCAUCAGUAUCGGUUGGUGGGCUUGGAGUUUAUAAAGUAUAUAUAAUUUAUUUAUGAACAUUCCUCAUUCAGUUGAGCUUUUACUACCCAUAACACAAGCUAAGCUUACUUUGAGUUAGUGAUGUGUGUAAUGUGUUAAUAUAAAUAUUAACCAACUUUCUGCAGUUUGAGAAUACGCGGAUAAAAUAUAGCCUAUGAUACUCAAAAAUAACGUGGCUUUCUAGUGGUAAAAGAAUAUUCAAAAUUGGUUCAGUAGAUCCAGAGUUUACCUGCUAGAACACCACUAACUUUACCUCUUUAUAAUACAUACUAGCGGACGACCGCGACUUCGUCCGCGUAAAAAUCGAUGUCAACUUUCAACCCCCAUUUCACAUUCUAUUUUGCAAGUUUUAUAACUUAUACCUUGUACCUAAAAAAAUUAAGGACUUUCCGUACAAACUUUCUACCCCUACUUCACCCAAUUCUGAUUUUGUUUUCACGACAAAAAGUAUCCUAUUAUCCUUCUACGUAUUAUGGUCUCAAAUCGUCUUAAGUAUCAUUUGAAUUCAUUCUGUAGUUUCAUUGUGAUGCCCGGUCCGGAGGCAAACAGACAGACAAAAAAUAGAAAAUAGGCUUCAGUAUCGAUCUCCUACCUCUACCCUACUCCUACCCUACCCGUACCCUAACUGUAUCCUACCCCUACCCUACCCGUACCCUACCCUACCCGUAAUCUUCCCUUUCCCUACCCCUAGUAUAGGGGUAGGCCCUACCCUUACCCUACCCCUAACCUAGGCAUACACUCCCCUACCCCACCCUACCCCUACCCUACCUUUACCCCUACCCUACCCUUACACAACCCCUACCCUACCUGUAUCCUACCCUACCCUACCCUAUACCUCCCCUACCUUACCCCUACCCUUAGCAAAAUCGGUCCAGCCCUAUGAGCGUGGUGCGAUGACAAAGGAAAAUAAAGGGCGUCAUGUAGCGGAAUUUCUGCGUCUUUGAGAAAUUUUGUAUUAUCUCCGAAACUAUUUAACUAAUUAACAUACUAUAAAGGGCAAAUCUUAUCUCCAUAAUAUCCUUGUGAUUAUUAAAUAAUUUAUUUUGAUAAGGAUUUAAGUUAAGUAGCAUAAAUAAUGACACAAACCUAAGUAUAUAAAAUUUAUAAUUUUUAAAACACAAAAGGUACUAUAUCUGCUAAAAUAUAGAAGAUAGAUAUAUGAUGUCGCGGACUUUUUUGUAAAAUUUUUAAAGAUACAUAAAGCCUCCAUACAUUAAUUUCAAUUUUACACAAUGGUUAAGGCAGCGCAUGCGAAUAAGUCUGCUUAAGAGGAUUUUCGGUCCGACCUGUAUGACAAAAACUUUUUUUGAAAUCGGACCAGUAGUUCCGAAGAUUACCCCAUUUAAAAAAUGUGACAAACUAACAAACUUUACCUCUUUAUAAUAUUAGUAUAGAUAUAGAUUAACAACCCAUUUUCGGCUCAUUGUUGAGCACGAGUCACUUCUCAGGACGAGAGGGGUUAGGCCUUAGUCCUCCAUGCUGGCCCAAUGCGGAUUGGCAGACUUCACACACCUAGACAAUUAAGAAAAUUCUCAGUUAUGCUGGUUUCUUCACAAUGUUAUGCUUCACCAUUUAAGACAUUUAAUUUCAAAAUGUUUCUUAAAAGAAGGAAAUGCUCAAUAUUUCAUAGACCAACCCAGGACUCAAACUCAGAAUUUCAUGAUAGUUACACUGAACCAAUAAAGCAGUUAGAGAGAGAGAGAGAGAGAGAGAGAGAGAGAGAGAGAGAGAGAGAGAUAAAUAAGUGUUUAUUAUGUAUUAAAAUUAAAAUAUAUACCUAAUGCUUUCAGCAAUCCUGCUUCUUCACAUGAAUUUUACCUGCAUGACGAUGGUUUUUAAUAUAAAAAAUAUUUACACAAUGUCUCAAAAAGCAAUCAAAGCUUUGAAAAAUAAACAAUGUUCGCAGAAGUUCAGUACCAACAAACUCACAAAAAAUGAGCCCAAAUUUAGCAUUACUUGCAAGCCAGACUAAGAAAUUUCAAGAAGAUAAUUUAAAAGAAGACAAUAGAAUAAAAUAAUAUUAACACACAAUGCUUAGCAAAUAUAGCAUUAACAGAUGGAAACCAGGCAAUAGGUGUAGCAAAAUAGAAGAUGAAGGUCUAGCUGUGCCAGUCAGUGCUGAGCCACACAGUUGCUGCUGGCAUGUUUGCAAAAUAAUAAAAAAAAUAAAAUAAAAUAGCCUUUUAUUUUGAACAGCUUUUGGUUACAUGAGUGUUGUGUUUGAUUUAAUUGAUUAUAUUAUGUCCCUCUGUUCAAAGUGUCUUCUGACAUAGGCCUCCUCCAGCUGCUUCCACUGCACCCUGUCAGCCGCAACUCUGGUCCAGCGUGGCCCCAGGGUUAGGCGGAUGUCGUCCUCCCACCUUCUUAUUGGACGUCCACGUUGUCUGGUACUGUCCCUUGGGUACCAGAGUGUCACCUGCUUGCUCCAUUUAUCGGUUGUGCAGCGCAACAUGUGUCCCGUCCAACGCCAUUUCAAGAGGUCGAUUCUAAUGAGAACAUCAGCGAGUUUUGUCCUAUGUUUUACCUCACUUGAGGUGAUCCUGUCCUUUAGUCUUAUACCCAAAAUACUUCGUUCCAUUGCCCUCUGACACUUAGCUAACUUUUCUCUAUGUUUUUGUGUCAGGGACCAAGUUUCGCUUCCGUAUGUUAUACAAGGGAGUAUAGACGUAUUGAAGGUUUUCCUCUUAAUGGACAUAUUUAUUUCUUUGCUUUUCAUUAUUUCCUUUAGUGACCAGUAUUUUCUCCACCCACUAGCAAUUCUCUUGUUUACUUCUUUUGACAUUUGGUCUAUAGGAGCAAUUAUCUGACCCAAAUACACAUACUCUUGUACAUACUCGAGCUUAUUUCCAUCCAGAACUAUAUCAACCUCUUUUGAGUUAGUCAUUAGUUUUGUUUUUGCAGUAUUCAUUAAAAGGCCUACUUCUUUACUUUUACUGGCUAAAGACUGUACCAUUAUUUGUAUUUUAUAUGGGUCCUCUUCCAGCAAGAUGAGAUCGUCUGCAAAUCUCAAAUGAUUUAGGCGGCGGCCAUUUAUAUUCAGACCAUAUUCAGCCCAGUCAAGGCGUUUGAAGAUAUUCUCCAGCACUGCAGUAAACAGAUUUGGUGACAGUGGGUCUCCUUGUCUAACACCUCUGUCUAUAGGAAAUGGGCUACCUAUCGUUUCCAGUUUUAUACUCCCUUUGCUUUGUCUGUAAAUGUUUUGCAUGACAUUUAUGUAGCAGAUGUCCACUCCUUGCUGUUUUAGUGUUGACCAAAUGUAGUUGUGAUUCAAGCUAUCAAAUGCUUUAGAGUAGUCUACGAAAAUUAUAUAAACAGGCUUUUGGUACUCUUUGCUCUUUUCUAAAAUUUGUUUGAUUGUGUGAAUAUGGUCGAUUGUGCUGUAGUUUUUUCUAAAUCCAGCCUGCUCUAUAGGCUGAUUCUCGUUCAGUUGUUGUGCAAUUCUUUCUAGGAUAACUUUUGCGAAGACUUUGUAGAUGUUCGAUAUCAAGCUUAUUGGUCUGUAAUUGCUGAUGUCUUCCUUAGGUCCUUUUUUGUGCAGAAGAAUUAUGUGAGAUUUACCCCACUGCUCUGGAAUCAUGCUUGUGCUAAGAAUGUAUUGAAAAGUUUUGUUAGAAUCGGAGUCAAUUCUUCAGCUGUACCUCUUAACAGUUCGUUUGGUAUUUUGUCAGGUCCUGGAGCUGUUUCCAUUUUUUGGGAAUAGAUAGCUCUCUGUACUUCUGUCUUGAGUAUGGGUGGUAUGUCGUUGUUUAUAUUUGUUGGCUCCGAGUUUAUUUCUGAGUCUUCGUCCUUGUCUGCCUUUGAGUAGAGAUUUCUGUAAUAUUCUGUAGCUAUUUUCUGAAUUUCUUUCCGUUUUGUCUCAAGGCCUGACUUAUUGCUUCUCAGUUUGGGAAUCCAUUCCUUUCCAUGGUCCUUUAAGUCUUUAAAUGCCUUUUUGGUACCGCCUGUUUUUUGAAUUGUAUAUUCUAAUUUUGUUAUUCGUUUUAAUUUCCUAUCUUUCCUCAUACUUUCUCGUAUCUGUUUACUAAGUAUGGCGAUACUUUUUCGGUCUUUGUUUUUCUUUGAUAUUAGUAAUUUUCUUUCUUCCAGUAACAUGAUUGUUCUAUCACUAAAUUUGUUGUUGUUUUUGAUCAUGUUUGGUUUCAGUGUCGUUUGGAUAUGUGUCAGUUUUUCCUCUAAAUGGUUAUAUUUUUCAUGUACACUUUUAUCGGAAUUUACAAUAUCAAUGAGAGUUUUGAUGUCAGAUGGGUUAGUUAUUUUUGCGUAUUCUUCAGGUGGCAAAGUGUUGGUAUUGGUUAUAGAUCUUCGUGAGUUUUUUGAAGGGUUCACCUUGAGAAAGCUACGCACCAUGCGGUGAUCGGUGUUAAAAUUUAACUUUUGUAUGACAUGUGUGUCAUUGAAAUGUUUGACUUUGUUUGUGAUGAUGAAAUCAAUUUCAUUUUUGGAUUUUCCAUCUGGAGAUAUCCAGGUCCACUUGUUUCUUUUCUUUUUCUUGAAAAUCGAAUUGAGUAGUGCCAAGUUGUUUUGUAUUAGAAAAUCUAUUAAUAUGUAUCCAUUAGGACUCCUCUCUCCAUAACCAUACUUACCGAGUACAUGUUCUUCCCCUGGUUCUCUUGUAGUGCCUAUUUGUGCGUUAAAAUCGCCCAUGACAAUGAGGUUAUUAUUGUCAUAUUUUCUUAUUAUGUCUGAUAGCUUGUUAUAAAAGUCCUCAAUGUCUUGUUUAGGUGUUGUUUCAGUUGGGGCAUAUACUUGAACUAUGGUCCAUAUUUUUUUGUAUCCAGGUAGUUUAAUGUUGAGUACUGCCAUUCUGUCUGAUAUGCCAAUCAGCUCUAGAAUGUAUUCCUUUAAAGACUUCUUGAUAAGGAAUCCGACACCUCUUUUACCAGCGAUUGUGCCUUUUUGAAACAAUAUGUAACUUUCUCGUUCGUCUAUCUUCUCAUCUAGUCUUCUCAUUUCGCAUAUGCCUAAAAUGUCAUAGUGUAUGUUUUCUAAUGCUUUUUCUAGUUCGGCUAAGCUUUCUUCUGUUCUUAACGUUCUAGUGUUAAGAGUAGCAAUUUUAAUUGUUGUGCGAGUUUUGGUUUCAGUUGGAGGGGUGUGGUCUAGUGCUCCCGCGGGGACCAGCCGUGUUGGGAGACAAAAUAGCACAAGGUGUAGCAAAAUAGAAGAUGAAGGUCUAGCUGUGCCAGUCAGUGCUGAGCCACACAGUUGCUGCUGGCAUGUUUGCAAUAUAGCACAAGGUGUAGCAAAAUAGAAGAUGAAGGUCUAGCUGUGCCAGUGCUGAGCCACACAGUUGCUACUGGCAUGUUUGCAAAAUAGCACAAGGUGUAGCAAAAUAGAAGAUGAAGGUCUAGCUGUGCCAGUCAGUGCUGAGCCACACAGUUGCUGCUGGCAUGUUUGCAAUAUAGCACAAGGUGCUGUAAAAUGAAGAUAUAUUGUUAAAUAUCAUGAGAUAGAAAUAAAAGAUGAAGAUCUAGCUGUACCCGUCCCGAGCCACACUACUGCAGCCACGUUGCUGCUGGCAUUUUUGCAAAAUAGCACAAGGUCACAACAAUUGAUGUAACAAAUAUAAUCAAUGGACCAGGCAUCUGCACCAUGAUUCUUUGGAAUACUAAAAUUCGUCUCUUUAUGUCUGUACUUCUCAUAAUGAAAAAUGUCACGUUUUUAUGAAAGAAAUAAUGGAAUCAAAUAAUAAAUAAAACAAGCAUAUGCUGGAAGUCCUCAGAAACAGCUCCGACUUUGAAUCAGAAAUGUUUUGGUGGACGAAAUUAUUUAAAUUGUUAAAAAAUAUCUAUGCUAUUUAUACAUAUAUAUUUUUUUUUAAAUACAACCGACUUCAAAAAUACAAACUUAUGCAGAAAACUAACAAACGAAAGAAAAUAUUAUAAUAUUUUCUAUCUAUUGAUCACUUUGAAGGCGGGUCCAAUUAUCCAAUGGUCCAAUUAAUGGGCCGACAAUUAGUUAUCUAUUGUUUACUAGCUAUAGGGUUCGAAUUGCUUUUUCAUAUGUUUAAAAGACUAUCUUCGGAAUGAACCCUUUAUAAUAAAAAAGUAUUAUCAAAAUCGGACCGGUCCGACCUAUUUAACCAUUUAUAUAUUCAUUAUAUAUAACCAUUAAUUUUAGUAUACAACCGAUCGGUUGUAUACUAAAAUUAAUGGUUAAACAAUCAAUCAUUCUGUUUUCGUAAUGUAAAACCAAGCAUAACUGUAAACAUGAGUAGUCCGAUUUUGAUAAUUCUUUUGAUUGAUCAUUCUUGAUUGUUUUAGUUUAAAACCAAGCAUGUCUUCGAAUUCCGAUUUGAAUAACUUUGUUUUAAAUAGAAAGGGUAUAUUCCGACAAUGGUCCCAAAUCAUUAUAAAUUUUAAAAAAACGAAGAUGACUGGUUAUUUUCCCAUUAAUUGUAUUGUAAAACUAUGCGUAACUUAUUACGAAGUGGUCCGAUUUCGUAAAUUCUUUAUAGAUUGUAAAGGUAUUUUGAUUGUAAAGCUUCCAUAUAAAUUUUAAAAAUCAAUCCUAAAUGUGCGAUUGAUUGUUUUCUCAUUCAUUUUAAUGUAAAACCAAGCAUAACUUUUUAUUGGGUGGUUCGAUUUUGAUUAUUCUUUUUUUGAUAGAAAGGGUAUAUUCCUAAAAGUCUCAUAAAAUGUUGGAAAACAAUUUCAAACCUAAUAGUAGGAAAAUAGAAGAUGAUUAAUUGUUUUCCCAUUUAUUGUAAUGUUAAACUAUGCGUAACUUUUUACUGAGUGGACCGAUUUUGAAAAUUCUUUACUUUUUGUAAAGGGUUUAUUUCGAAGUAGGUCCCAUAUAAAUUUCGGAAAAUAAUUCGAAUCCUUAAGGUGGAAAAAAACGGUACGAUUGAUUGCCUACCCAUUAAUUGUACAAUUGGCACCGGCUUCAAAGUAAUCAGUAGAUAGAAAAUAUUAUAAUGUUUCCUUCAGCUUAUUAGUUUACUGCAUAACUUUGUGUUUUUGAAGUCGGUAGUGUUUAUUUUUAAUUAUUUAUUAUAUAAAUAGCAUAACUAUUGUUAAAUAGUAUAAAUCGUUCCAUCCUCACUCCAAAAGAUUUCUGAUUUCAAAUAAUAUGAAGAAACAAACUGAACAAAAAAAAUCAUCAAAAUCAGAGCUGUUUCUGAGGAGGUAGAGGGUAAAUGCUCUAUUGAUUCGCCUAAAAGUAAUAUUAUGUUAUCGCAUUAGGUUGUAAAGUUUGGCUAAUGAAAGUAGAGACUGAAAUUGCCCGCCAAAUUUAAAAAUCACAUGCGUUUUCAUAAUUUAUUUAAAUUAGUUUUUCUUUGUGAAUACAUUAUUACCUAUACUAUAAGUGUUAAACUCAGUUAUUCCAAUAUUUGCACUAUAAUUUUGAGAAUUUACUCCGAUUUUUUAAAAUUUGGCGGGUGAUUUCAGUUUCUACUUUCAUUAGCCAAAUUCUAAUAAUUUUAUUGUUUAUGAAAUUUAUACUAAUUAGAAAGAGGAAGAAAUUUGAUUAUUUGUUUGUUUGCAUUGAAUAGGCUCUGAAACUACUUUGCUGAUUUAAAAAUUUCUUACAGCAUUAUAAUCAUGGAUUAGGCCAUAAUUGUUAUCUCUGUAUUCCCACGGGAACGAGAACUACGCUGGUGAAACUGCGUGACGUUUGCAUAGUUUAUCAUAUGUACAAAUAUCCCGACAAUCUAUAUUUUUAUGUAUGAAUUGGUGAAGUUAUAAUUGACUUGAUUUUCCCAAAUAUCUCAGUGAAGUCAAAUACCCAAUUGAUGCAUAGAUAUAUUUUUAUUUUGGUUUUCAUUUUACUUUAAAGAUAAAAUUUAGUUUUAGAAGCAAAAUGAAUAUAUGUAGAUUAUAUUUAAGGUGCUGAUGUUUACUUAGUAAUUGAUUAAGUGCAUAACAUAUUUAUUUGAUAAUAAAGACAUUUCAACUUGAAA
Bicyclus anynana (squinting bush brown) is the source of this 17867-nucleotide messenger RNA. RefSeq lists its product as uncharacterized. Lineage: Eukaryota; Metazoa; Arthropoda; Insecta; Lepidoptera; Nymphalidae. The record is from RefSeq and is a predicted model, not a curated record. The coding region runs from base 106 to 3510 and encodes 1134 amino acids. The transcript has 11 exons.